AUGGUUGAUACAGAACUGCGAGAAGCACGAAAUGUUGAACGGACCUGGUUCCUAUUGUUUGUUUAUGACCGCAGUUUGAGUCUGCAAACCGGGAAACCUUGGAUGAUUGAGCGAAGUGGCUUCAUUGAGAGCAUUGAGCAUUGGAGCAAAGAACGAACAGCUACGGCAAACGAUACGCUUCUAGCUGCUUUUGUUACGCUUCGCCUCUUGACGUCGGAGGUCUUCAAAUUGCUUGGUCUGUGCCGUCAUGGUAGCUCAUUUGAAAAUAUCAAAUCAUUUCUGACUAUAAUUGGCAAUCGCAUCAACGAAUGGGAAGACAAGUGGAUGGAAGCAUGUGGCGAUGAGUCUGAAAGCUGCCAUCCCUUCUUGAUCCGGUUUUAUGGCACUCCUCUUCGACUCCAAUUAUAUUCACUACCCUUGCAAGAAAUACUCGGAUCCAACGACGAUAAUUUCGCUUUCGACAUGGCACCAUUAUGGGAAAGCUACUCCAACGCUAUUGUAAUGUUGAAACUGGUUUGCCAUUUUUCAGCUCGGUUAUAUUUUGCACAAGACUCUAUACAUGUCAUGACGGCAUACUCGGCGGAUUUUUUGAUCAAGGUACGGCUUUGCACGUACAUAUGGAUAAAAUCAUUCUGUUUCUAA
Molecule: messenger RNA, 642 nt
Organism: Talaromyces marneffei
Lineage: Eukaryota; Fungi; Ascomycota; Eurotiomycetes; Eurotiales; Trichocomaceae
Exons: 3
Coding region: 1-642 (213 amino acids)
Source: RefSeq, a predicted model, not a curated record